GCGGGGCCCGGGCCACCGCCCGCCGGGGCCCGAUGGCCUCGGAGGACCUGGCGGGGGCGCUGGCGGCCGUGCUGGAGGGCCGGGGGCUGCGCGUGCACAGCUGUGACUCGGGGCCGGCCGGGCAGCCGCGAGCGCGGCUGCGGACCAACGUCUCCUACGUGGUGCUGGCCGUGUUCCUCAACGAGCAGGACGAGGUGCUCCUGAUCCAGGAGGCCAAGAGAGAGUGCCGGGGGUCCUGGUACCUGCCCGCGGGGAGGAUGGAGCCCGGGGAGAGCAUCGUGGAGGCCCUGCAGCGGGAGGUGAAGGAGGAGGCGGGGCUGCAGUGCGAGCCCGAGACCCUGCUUACCGUGGAGGAGCGAGGCCCCUCCUGGAUCCGUUUUGUGUUCCUGGCUCGUCCCACAGGUGGGACACUGAAAACCUCGCAGGAGGCCGAUGCGGAGUCCCUGCAGGCUGGCUGGUACCCACGCAGCUCCCUGGCAACCCCACUGCGAGCCCAUGACAUCCUGCACCUGAUAGAGCUGGCCGCCCAGUACCGCCAGCAGGCCAGGCACCCUCCCGUUCUGCCCCAGGAGCUGCCCUGCAGCGUGGUGUGCCAGCGGCUCGUGGCCACCUUCACCGGUGCCCAAACGGUGUGGGUGCUGGUGGGCACGGUAGGGACACCUCACUUGCCCGUCACAGCCUGUGACUUUGCCCCUAUGGAGCAGAGGGGCGGCCUGAAGGUGGCCGUGCUGCGGCUGCUCCAGGAGUGCCUGACCCUGCACAGUUUGGCCGUGGAGACCAAGGGGCUGCUGGGGUUGCAGCACCUGGGCAAGGACCACACCGACGGCAUCUGCCUGAACGUGCUGCUGGCGGUGGCUUUUCGCAACCCGGGCACCCAGGAGGAGCCCCCGAAGAUUCGGGGUGAGAACUACGCGUGGUGGAAGGUGGGGGAUGUGGGCCUGCAGGACCAGCUCCUCCGGAGGUUGCUGGACUGCUCUACUGUCCCACUGAACAGAUAGGCGCUCUCCCCGAGGGACGCGGAAGCCAGCAAUCUGGGCUCGUGCUGCAUCGGCAGCAGAGGCCUGCGGGGAGCAGGCCACCACACUGCAUCAGAAGGGACAGUGCCUUCACCCAGGCAAAGGGUCCAGAGGUCCAGGGCCCUGCCGCCAAGGGCACACGGCUGCGUCUCCCCCCGGCUUGGGGAGGGGGACGCGGGAGCAUCCUGUGUGCACCCCCAAGAAGGCCCCGCCCUGGCCUCUGCAGGCACUUGGGGCUCAGAGGGGACCAGGAGGGUGUCCCUUGCUAAGUAAACAGGUGUUGCCACCUGCCUUUCCUGCCCGAAUGUCUGUGUGGGGAGGACACGAGGGGGCUGCUGCUGUGUGGCCCCCAGCCCACCAGUGGCCGCCGCCCAGGCCUUUCCCUGACAGUGUGCUGGCACUGGCACCAGGCAGGACGUCACUGAGGGGACCACAGCCCCAAGGGAGGCUCAGCUAUUACUCUGCGGGGUGGAGCAGUGGGCACCUGCAGAGAGCUGCUGGUGGGACAGGAGCUGUGAGUGAUGUCCCCGUCUCUGCCCAGCUCCAUUCUCCUGGACCACCCUGGACCGGAUCCUCCACCGCCUCACCUUUUCACAACUCCAGUCCAAGCCAGAAACCCUUUUCUCCACUGCCCCUCAGCCAGGGGACCCAUGGUGGGAUUUCUUUCAGUUUUGCAAAAAAAACACAAGGGAAAAACCCGCAGGGGACAAAAUGUGCCACUCGCUGUGUUCAGGCCUGUGUCCAGCCACGCUGGGGAGGCCGGGCUGAAUGGAGACCCCCCAAGCGCCCAAGCACAAAGUCUGUUAGAUCAUCACAGCUCCGACAGGCAUCACCACGCACAUCAACACGUGCAGUGCUCGCAGACACCGGG
Messenger RNA from Lepus europaeus (European hare), 1887 nucleotides. RefSeq names its product nudix hydrolase 18 (gene NUDT18). The record is from RefSeq and is a predicted model, not a curated record. NCBI's taxonomy places the organism in Eukaryota, Metazoa, Chordata, Mammalia, Lagomorpha, Leporidae. The transcript is spliced from 3 exons. Gene Ontology annotation, molecular function: magnesium ion binding; 8-oxo-dGDP phosphatase activity; 8-oxo-GDP phosphatase activity. The coding region runs from base 33 to 998 and encodes 321 amino acids.